AUGUGGAGACUGAACUUGGUGCUGAUGUUCGCCAUCUGCGCGAGCUUUUGGACGAUAUUCCCGUUGACGUCAUCUCUUACGGCGUUAGUGCUCACCGAAAAUUCUUCUUGGACCGCUCGAGAGGACGCAUACAGACGACAACUGCUCACCUGUAAACCAGAACUACGGGAAUGCUUCGAGAAGAAACUGGGCAGGUCCAGUAGAAGACAUGCACGUGUUCUCGAUGAAAACGAUGUUGGGAAAUGUCUCGACAAUCUGGAACCUGUGUUUGAUAAACUUGAAGAAAGAAUUCAGAAGACAGCAAAGGAGAACGGAAGUGGACAGGAAACGUGGCUGUUUGGUCCUGAGUUUACAGCAGCUGAUAUUACUCUCGCCGUAUUAAUGAUUCGCUUAGCAACAAUUGGGGUCAGUAGACGCUAUUUCUCGAUAGAAAAGCGUAAAGGUGUCUUUGAUUACUACAUACGGAUGAACAAAAAACAACCAUUAUAA
Messenger RNA from Mya arenaria, 489 nucleotides. Its product is annotated as ganglioside-induced differentiation-associated protein 1-like. Gene Ontology annotation, biological process: mitochondrial fission; mitochondrial fusion. Gene Ontology annotation, cellular component: mitochondrial outer membrane. Lineage: Eukaryota; Metazoa; Mollusca; Bivalvia; Myida; Myidae. The coding region runs from base 1 to 489 and encodes 162 amino acids. The record is from RefSeq and is a predicted model, not a curated record. The transcript has 3 exons.